CCUGCGGGAUGAAUCCACUUUAACGUGAGGCAGAAGUGGGGAGGGGCGAGUAGAGGGGCUUUAUAAAAGCAAACUGAGACCUUCACCCAGGACAGACGAAGUACUGAGAAGUACACUGCUACUUGAUUUCAAGUUUUGGGCUGCUGCAUGCCUCCACAUCGGAGACGUUUUACUUGAUCGCUUGAAUUCACAGUCAUUUUGGCCGUCCUUUGGUGACGAUGGAGGUUCUUAAGUUUGCAGUUGUCUUGUUGUUGGUCGUGUUCGUGCAGGUGUUUGGCGCUCUGGGGACCUCGCUCUCUAGUGAGGAAGAAGACGAGGUGUGGACAGUGGACAACUGGGAGGGCUACCCACUACAAAGAGAUCUAACUAUGCAUCUGGCAGACCUCAUCAAGCGGUCCAAAGCCCAGCAGUUCCACGGCCUGAUGGGUAGAAGCCCAGGCAGAACUCAACCUGUCAGACUGGGCAGGAAAACAGGAAAUAAAGGGGACAUGUUUGUUGGACUCAUGGGCAAAAGGACUUUAGGUGAAGAAACACAUGAGGAAUGGCAAUCUUACCCCAACUAAAAGAGAAAAAAUGAAGCGUGAGACUUCUUUGAGAGUCUCAGAUUCAACUGUAAUAUAUUCUGUCCUUUGUCGUGGAUUAACAGGACACAGAGUCACAUAGAGGACAAUGGUUGCACAAAUUCAGCUGCUUUAAAUCCCUGAAGUCAUUGCCUUUCCAUCACUGUAAAACUAUAACCCUUCCUGUUAUUGAUGUCUGUUAAGUCUCAUUAACAACUUUGUACAUGUUAGCCAUAUGUCUUUCAGGAGAGUUUGCCUACUUCAGUUAAAUCCAUUAAGUCUACUUUCUGUGUUACUGCUGCAAAUGAUUGAAAUGGAAUAUUUGGAUGUAUUAGCAUGAUAAAUGAUUAACUUCACGGCUUGUUAAGGUAUAUUUUUGCAAGUUUUUGGGGGAAUCAUGCUCUGAUAACUCCAUGGUAAUAUUGUAAUGCUAUGACAUUGCAGCUUGUGUAAUAAAACA
This is a messenger RNA of Notolabrus celidotus (New Zealand spotty), 1020 nucleotides long. RefSeq names its product protachykinin-1-like. The coding region runs from base 219 to 563 and encodes 114 amino acids. Lineage: Eukaryota; Metazoa; Chordata; Actinopteri; Labriformes; Labridae. The record is from RefSeq and is a predicted model, not a curated record. The transcript is spliced from 5 exons.